AUGGACGACCAGUUUGGUGGCCGAACCGACGACGAUCUCUUCUACGAUGACUUCGAACCGGUCGAAAGCGAGAUGGUCGUGGUCCGGGAGGUAGUACCUACCGCUCCCGCUCCCGCUCCCGCUCCCGCUCCAGCUCCGCCCUCAGCUCCAGCUGCAGCAUCGCCAGCGCCGGCGACGACGACGACGAAACAGGACAAGGUACCUUCAAAGACGCCGUCAGCGCCCAAGGGCCUCUCAUCGUCGCGGUACGCCGACCCUCCGCCGCCGGCGCCGCCGGCGCCGCCGGCAGAGGAAUCAUCUGCCCCAUCACCGGAGCAGCAUCCACAGGUACCACCGCAGCUUCCGACACCCAAAGAGAAGCCGCAGCAGCAGCAGCAACGGCAGCCUGGCGCCGGCGCCGGUCCUGGGUCCCAGCCCGGCGGCAACAGGCCGGGGACGCGGCUCAAGUCGGGCGCCAACCCGCGGCAGAAGCUGACGGAGGAUGAGCUGGCCGCCAAGAUGGAGCACAUGAAGCUCCUGUCAGCCGAGAAGACGCGCAAGUUCGAAAAGGCCGAGCAGGACCAGAAGCAGCACGCCGAGGCCUACGCGCGUGGCAUGGAGGAGGCGCGCAAGCGCCGCAUCGAGGCCGAAGAGCGCCGUCGUCGGGGAGAGGAGAGCCAGCGCAAGCUCAACGACGAGCGCGAGAAGAACAGGGAGCGCAAGCUGAAAGCCAUGGGCAUGAAGGACGGCGGCUGGGACGAGGGCAAGGAGGCCCUGGCCGAGCAGGAGGACAGCAAGACCUUCCGCGGGGCCAACGGCGGCGUCAGAGGCUCCAGGAGGGUCGGCGGUGGUGGUCUCUCAGGCAGCCGGUACGCCAAGGACGGGGAUGCGCCGGAUGUGGACCGGACCGUCGAGGACCGUUCCCGUGGAGGAGGUCGUGGUCCGCGCGGCGGCGGCCGCGGUGGUGGUGGCCGUGGUGGCGGCCGCGGUGGCGGCCGCGGCGCCGGCGGCGACAACGGCAACGGCAACAACACCGACAAGAGGCAGCAGCUGCAGCAGACUCCACCAUCGUCCGAGGACUUCCCUGCGCUCCCGUCCGACGGCGCACAAAAGGUUGCCCCCCCGCCUGCAGCAGAGCCGAUGCCGCUGCCACCUCUGGCCGGAGGCAAGUGGGAUGAGGAGAUGGAAGAGUAUGACGAUAAACAAAAAGAGCAGGUGGUCUCGCAGUAG
Geosmithia morbida is the source of this 1209-nucleotide messenger RNA. RefSeq lists its product as uncharacterized. The record is from RefSeq and is a predicted model, not a curated record. NCBI's taxonomy places the organism in Eukaryota, Fungi, Ascomycota, Sordariomycetes, Hypocreales, Bionectriaceae. The transcript is spliced from 2 exons. The coding region runs from base 1 to 1209 and encodes 402 amino acids.